GCUGACCCGGCUUUCUCUUCGUUUGUGUUUCUUUUGUUUUAACUACCAUCUUCUGUUUUAUUCCCCGACAACUUUCUCUACCUGUGUCAGCUGAGGCGACCGUCGGGGGUAAAUCGGUCAGCCGACCUUCGCUUGUCACUCAUUCAUUCAUUCAUUCGCUUUCUCCUGACGGCCGGUCGCUUCUCUCUCUCCCCGCAGUUGCCCGCAAUUCCAGUAAGCGACCAAUCUAUACUGACCACUUUGUCUUCACUUUUUGCACCUUAACGCAUGAAUCAUAGAAACUUACGGCUCAAACCCCUACCCUGCCCCUGGUUAACAGAUGUCGGGUCCUCCGCAACCCGAAUGGCGUCGGCCUGCGACGGCGCAACAGCGCCCUCAAGCGUCGCAACCCCCGCCUCCUCCUCUUCCUCCCUAUAAUCCAAAUACAUACGGUCUUAUGUCUACUCAAUCUCCCGUAUCCGGAACAGGGACAAAUAUGUCGCCAUCUACGGGUGUGGACACAUCCUCAUGGGGGGUGCGAUUCAAUAGGCAGCAACAUAUUCAAACCCCUCCUCCGUUGCCUCCUCGACCUUCCAGCACUCCUGGACAUCCCCCCAGUCCCCAACCUCCUACAGCGACUCCUGUAGAUUCCAGCAAGCCUACACAGUAUGGAGCCCAGGCUUCUGCACCAGGGCAUCAUCAGCCUUGGCCGACAAGCACACCAUAUACACACCAGCAGCCUGCGGGCUCACUUUCGGCACCAUCACCACCGCCUCUUCCACCGGCCUAUCAGACUGCUGUAUCGCAGCCAAGCAGUCAACCGCCGCAGUCUUCGAACCCGUUGUAUACAGCGUCCCCUUACAGUCCGCCGGCUGGCCCAGCCUUUCAGCAGCCCAACAUCUAUUCCCUCUCGGAACGUCCAAUACCACAGACUUUCCAAUCUGAACAGACACCGGCGUUCGUGGGAAGCCCGGCAAUGCAUUCAGCGCCGCCGAUGACUGCUCCACCUGUUCCUCCCAAAACCAGUGCCAACAUCAUCCCGGCGGGGCCGGCCUCAUUUGGUGCCUUCACUCCUUCAGACUGGGAGCACCUGUCUCCUCAACCGGGAAACGUCGAUGACGAAGGUGUCUUCGGGUCUAAACAGAACACUGUCGCGCAUGCGCCAACCACCUCGAACUACCCACCGAGCUAUGCAAAUGCGGCUGUACCCAACCCAGCUUCGCAAUCCACAGCUCCGACGCCCCCUUCGGGUGUCUCACCCACUAUUCAGCCUACGUACUCUCAGGACACAACGGGGAUGCAGGACCAAUUCAGAGUCUCGCCUGUUAGCCCAGGAGCUGGCCAGGACACCAUACAUGACCCGGCUCCACCCCCGCCGCUGCCGCCGCCACCACCACCACCCAUCAGAGUGAAGACGGAUGACUCUCUAUACAGUUCAGUAUCCGACACAGAGGCUUCGGAAAGUAUCGAUGGUGUCAUCGAGGCGUGGAAGCAGCCUCUACCCAUUGAGACUACAUCGCCAAAUGCCCAAAUCGAUUCGCACACCUCUGGUGGACCUUCAACUCCAUUGCGACAGCUUACUCCUCUCGACAUUCCUCAGUCGAAACAAGAAGCUUUCAUACCUCGAGAGGCCACUCCAGCUCACUUCGAGAACACACCGAGCGGGAGGGAUGUUAUGCCACAACCAUCGUCGCCGAACCCUAAGCAAAUAGACCCAUAUGAGGACUUAGACCCCUGGUCCAAGUCUUCGCUGGAUCGUUAUGUGGCUAUGCUACGCAAGGAAGCAGUGGCCGACUCAGACACUGAACGGUUCAAGAUAUUCACGGCUUUCAUGGCCAAAGAGACGAAACUGCGCGAAAUUUUGUACAAUGUUGAUUCCACAGAAGAUACCGCUCAAACACCAACGCCAGCCACACAGCCUCCGAUUCAAAAGCUUUCUCCUGUCAUAGACCCAAUGGACUCGGGCCUUAUACCAGUAGAGACAGAGGAGGUUGAGGAUUCUUCGUCUGAUACUCCAGAAGAGCCCGAGGAUGGAAAGUAUAGUCCAGGAGGGCGUCCGAUUCUUCCCCGUCUUCAUACGCCGAAAAUUACAAGUGUGCGCCGGUCAGCUUCUAACCCGGGCGGCCCCAAAUAUGGUCCAGAACGUCUGGUGCAGGGUCAGUUCUCGAGAUCGACGUCUGUGCCACCUACGAAUGAUUCAAUACAUAAACAGGAGCACUCGCCUUUGGCUACCAAACCCCCACAGCCAAUCUAUACUCCAUUUAGUUAUACCGAAGGUCCACAGAGAGGCUCUGAUCAACUGUCAUUUCAUCUUCCAGCAUACCAAGCAUACUCUGCCUUGCGACAGGCAUCUGCUACCAGCGGUAGAAUAAUGUCGAAUGCACCAAACCCGCCCUCCGGGGAUACCGCCAGCCCCACCGUGCCAUCCUCGGCGACACAGAAUCAGGACGACGAAACUUUCAUCGGCCUCAUCAGAGAGAAGAGCGUUGCCUACCGAAAACACGCGCGGAAAACCUCUUCCCCACCACCAUUGCCAUUGUCCCUCAGACAGGGGAGACCGGCAGGUGUAAUUGACGAUCUGCGUUCCAUAAUUUCGUCGCCCUUGGCGAAACAGUCAGAAAGCCCGUGGCACAAGACCACUAGGGAAGGCUUGAGGUCUUACUCGAACGACUUCAAAUUCAUCAUGGAGACAAUGAAAUCUUGGGAAAUUGCGAGCCAAUCUCGCAAGGAGGCCCUAGACAAAGAGCGUUUACAUCGCCAAGAGGAGUCAGAGAAACACAUCGACGCGUUGUUCAAUGACAAGGAAAUCGGGUAUGCCGAUAUCAACGUCCUGGAGGAAGAAUUUCGCCAGACAGAGGCUCGAGUCCAAUUGGAGGAAGAACGUCGGGAAUUCGAAGAUUUCGAGACCAAGGUCUUCAAGAAGCUGGAUGAGCGCCUGAACGAUGAGCUUUCCGCGCUUCGGACUCAAUACGAGUCGGCGCUUGGCCAACUUGACCAUGAAAAUAGCAGGAUCAAGGAUUCGGUCACUGACAAAUACAAUCUUUCCCACACCAUGAAGGUCGUGAACGAGAUUUACCAAAAGCUCGAGGUCCGCUACCAGAAGCGUCUUGAAAUUGCCUUGGAUCUUGAGCGCCGACGCAAGAAGACCGAAAGACGGCCGCUGGUCUUCAUGGGUGAUUCCGCGGCUCUCAAGCGCCUGGACAGUGACUUUGAUGAAAUGGAAAGGCGGAAUGUGCUCGAGGCGGCCAAAGACCGUGAUGAGAGGGCCAAUCGACUGAUGGAUUCCUUUGAUGACGCAAUUAUGCACGGGCUGGGCGAAAACCAAAGCCUCCUGGAUGAGCUAUCUGCUAAGUUGUCGAAAGUUGAUGCCACAGUCAUUAGUGCCUCUGGAUUGGCAGAUUCCGAGAUCGAGCAGAUGUUGAACUCAGUCUACAAUAUGGUGGAAUCACUCCGGGAAGAUUCUGAGUCGAUUCUCCAUAGCUUCGGCAUCGUAGACUCGGCUCUCAAUAACGCAGACUACCAAGUUUCGGUCGCAGAGGCCCGCUACUCCAAUGCCGACGUUGACAUUUUCCGCCAGUUGGAGAACGAGAAGAAGAAAGAAGACGCCAAAAUCCAGAGCGAACUUCAAACCAAAUUGGAGAGCGUUCGUGCUGGUCCGGCUAAGAUCACCACUACCAUCAACGAUCUCCUGAAAAUCAUAGACAAAGACCCCAUUGCAGGGCAGUCCAGCUCGUCGGGAACCGCCACGCCCAGUCAUCCUGCUGAAUCGCUCAUGCCUGGUCCCCCGCCCUCCGCAGUUGCUCCUCGGAAAUCGGGCGAAGAUACGGCGCAUCAGGAACGGCUCCGAAAAGCAUUGGAGGAUGCGAAAAAGAGAAACGCCGCCCGACAUAACCCUUAAUCCCAAACCCCUCGAGUGAAGACACUCCUUUACUUCUUUCGCGGUAUCAAUCAUUAUUAAUAUUCCUUAAUUAAUUACAUCCUUUAUUGUUGUCUCAUUCCGGUCUCUGCUUUUAGUUUGCACUUCAUAUCACUGUUUCUUAGCUAUCGACUUCCAGUGGCUCUACUCACGACUUGACGAUUCUCCUUAACAAUACCCUCUUUCUAUGCUCCCCCUGUUUCUACUUAUGUACCUCAUUCUAAUGGGCUCUAGUAUAUGAAUUUAUGUCCCCAAGCGACGGAGGUUGAAUCAUAACAUGCCAAACUCAUAUCCUGCCACCUUUCAUGUAUACCUUUAGCAAGCAGUGCAUCUUAUUCCAACACAUAUGUUCUCCAUUUUCUUCUGAUUACCUACAUCCAGUAUCAUGGUAAAAUAUGCAGAUCGCAUCAUGGCCAGGGAAAAAAAUCCCUC
Messenger RNA from Aspergillus melleus, 4327 nucleotides. RefSeq lists its product as uncharacterized. The record is from RefSeq and is a predicted model, not a curated record. NCBI's taxonomy places the organism in Eukaryota, Fungi, Ascomycota, Eurotiomycetes, Eurotiales, Aspergillaceae. The coding region runs from base 320 to 3877 and encodes 1185 amino acids. The transcript is spliced from 2 exons.